UCUAAUCUUAGCUUCAUCCCCCUAUCCGUACAAUCAACUUUGUGACCGUUUGUACGGACAUUUACUCCAUUAGUACGGACAACAAGCUCAAAGAAGAAAAGAAGAAAACAAACUUGGUCUUUGAAGGACUCUUGGAGGCGUUUUGUGCUCACCUUGACCUUGGAUAGCUUGGGACACACCUCCUAGCUAUGGUCAACACUCGGAAUCUUGCCAAGGCAGUGUCUCCCAUCGCUCCUAUGACCGGGAAAAACAAAUUGAAGUCAGUUAAGAAACUCCAAGCUCAACACAUGGAAGCUAAGAUGUUGGAUGAAAUGGAGAAGAACAUAUCCUCUACCGAAGGAGACGAGGAGGUUACCAGUGAGUUGAUGCCAGAAAAUACCAAAAACAAGGGGGCCAGCAACACUAAGCAACCACCUACCCAAGAUGUGGCAAAUGACAACACAAACAACAACAUAAAGCAACCACCUACCCAAGAUGUGGCAAAUGACAACACAAACAACAACAUAAAGGUAACUUCUUUGGACACCAAUAUUGUGUGCGAAAAUGAUGAUGUAUUAGCGUUGGAAAAAGUUGGUGGGGGGUCUGUAUUACAGAAUGAAAUAGGUAUUUUGGCUGUUGGAAACAUUAAAGAGGUCCCUCACCAAUCCAUUAAUGAAGAAAUUGUGCAAAAUGAGGGCUGUUUGGCCGAGAUAGUGAAGACUACAAAUGCUAGUGUGGAGGCUGUUUUGGAGGCUGUUUUGGAGGGGGGUUUGAUGACCAACCUUUGGGGGUUGUUAGCCCCAUUAAUGUGGUUACUCCUACACCCAUUAAUGAGACCACACCCUCGGAUUUGGAGCAAGAUAGGGCAAUUGAAAAAGAAAAAAACGUUGAGGUUGAAAAGGAACCAUGUGAAGAUGAUGUCUAUCUUAAGGCCAUAAAUAGGAC
Molecule: messenger RNA, 924 nt
Organism: Cuscuta europaea
Lineage: Eukaryota; Viridiplantae; Streptophyta; Magnoliopsida; Solanales; Convolvulaceae
Source: the annotation of a GenBank genome assembly